Tachyglossus aculeatus (Australian echidna) is the source of this 957-nucleotide messenger RNA. Its product is annotated as olfactory receptor 6C74-like. Bases 19 to 957 code for a protein of 312 amino acids. The transcript has a single exon. Gene Ontology annotation, biological process: G protein-coupled receptor signaling pathway. Gene Ontology annotation, molecular function: G protein-coupled receptor activity; olfactory receptor activity. The record is from RefSeq and is a predicted model, not a curated record. Gene Ontology annotation, cellular component: membrane. NCBI's taxonomy places the organism in Eukaryota, Metazoa, Chordata, Mammalia, Monotremata, Tachyglossidae.
AGGAGUCGCAGGUCGGCCAUGAGGAAUCACACGCAAGUGACUGAGUUCAUCCUCCUAGGGUUCACGGACGACCCGGACUUGCAGACGGUGAUUCUCCUCUAUAUGUCUGUCACCUACGUAUUGAGCAUCACCGGCAACCUGACCAUCGUCACCCUCACCCUGCUGGACUCCCGCCUCCACACCCCCAUGUACUUCUUCCUGCGCUGUUUCUCCUUCCUGGAGAUCUGCUUCACGUCUACCUGCAUUCCCAGAUUCUUGGCCACCAUCACUACGGGGGACAGGACCAUUUCCUACAACUGUUGUGCAACACAGCUAUUCUUCGUAUUUCUGCUGGGGGCGACCGAAUUCUUCCUCCUGGCCGCCAUGUCCUACGACCGCUAUGUCGCUAUCUGCCAGCCGCUGCACUAUGCGACCCUCAUGAGCCAGAAUGUCUGCACCCUACUGGUCCUCUUCUCCUGGCUAACGGGGUUACUGGUCAUCUUUCCUUCUCUGAUCCUUGGCCUCCAACUGGACUUCUGUGGCCCGGUAGACAUUGACCAUUUCUUCUGUGACAGCUCCCCUGUACUCCAGCUCUCCUGCUCAGACACUGGAUUCCUGGAGCUGACGGAUUUCGUCUUGGCCUCGGGGACAAUCCUGUUCACCUUGGUGUUAGUGGUGAUGUCCUACAUGGCCAUCGCCCGGACCAUCCUGAGACUGCCCUCCACUCAGCAGAGGAAAAAAGCCUUUUCCACUUGCUCCUCCCACAUGGUCGUGGUCUCCAUCACAUACGGGAGCUGCAUCUUCAUGUACAUCAAACCAUCCGCUAAGGACAGAGUGGACCUGACCAAGGUGGUGGCCGUGCUCAAUACCUCUGUGGCCCCCGUGUUGAACCCCUUCAUCUACACCCUGCGGAACCAGCAGGUCAAGCAGGCCUUCAAGGACCUGGUGCACCGGUUUGGAUUUUCCCCCAGGAGGUGA